Messenger RNA from Paramecium pentaurelia, 258 nucleotides. The record is from the annotation of a GenBank genome assembly. NCBI's taxonomy places the organism in Eukaryota, Ciliophora, Oligohymenophorea, Peniculida, Parameciidae.
AUGUAUAAUGGAUUAAAAAUAUAUGGGUAAUUUGAAAUAAAUUUGAAAAAUGAAAAAGAACAGAAAGAGAAAGAGCUAGAAUAAGCAAAAAAAUACUAAAGAAAAAUGUUUCAGCCACCUAGAAUGACAAACUUAGAUAAUGGAUAAAGAUCAAUUUCAAAAUUUGUAAAGAUUAAUUUAUAUACUUAGCAUUAUAUUUUUUAGAUAAAGAAAAUAUAUAGAGAACAGGAAAUAAACGGCUCUGAAUUAGAAAGGUGA